UUGUAGUAGCCGUAGCAGUGGAACGGCCUGGGGCUAUCUAUAUGUAUGAUCAGUAAUAGUGAGAUGGCGUGUUCGGUUAGAAAAAAAACCCACUAAAUUAUUAGAUUGAGUGAAGAAAUGGUUAUAGUACCAUCAAGUUGGGCAAGGUAUACGUCUAGGUUUGUCUAGAGGACGUGAAAGUGUUUAUGGUUUAGUUGUUUUGUAUUGUAUUAAUCUGUAAUACAGUUAGCUAGGCCUGUGUUGUUGUUGCAGUAAGCCUUACCAACUUUUAAAUCGUUGUUUCUUCUGUUUCAAAACUUAUGUAUUUGAUGAAUGUAACCCUUAAUCAUCAUGGGUUGUAGAGACAGUAAACUUGAAAAAGAAGUAGAGUUUGACAACAAUUUUUGUGGAAAUACAAUAAAGCCAGUCUUUGAAGUAAAUUAUUCGAAAGAAAAAAGUAUCAAGACGUCUACAAAUAAAAAACGUCAACAAAGUGGCGGAGUUCGCCGGCAAGGAACUGGGCCCGAAAGCCCGCGGGGUGGUAGAACCGGUAGGAAAAAACGUAGGACAGGAAGAACUAACCACGUUAAGCGAUCCCACUCAAAAACUGUGUAUGACCCUCGGAUCACAGCAAGAUAUAACAUCAAAGCUGUUAUAGGAAAAGGUACUUUUAGUCGCGUAGUUCGUGUUGAACACAGAAUUACAAAACAACCUUAUGCGAUCAAAAUGAUUGAAGCCCCAGGAGGAAGAGAGGUUUUCGAAGCAGAGUUAUCAGUAUUAAGAAGGGUUAACCAUCCAAAUGUUAUUCGACUAAUAGAAGUGUUUGAAAGCAAUGAAAAAAUAUACAUGGUAAUGGAAUUAGCAACAGGUGGUAAUCUCCUAGACAGGAUUGAAGCUCAUGGGUAUUUCAUGGAAUCUGAAGCAGCUCAAGUGCUGCAAAUGAUGUUGAAUGGGGUGAGCUAUCUUCACAGUCUAGGUAUUACACAUCGAGACUUGAAACCUGACAACCUUCUGUAUUAUCACCCAGGUAAUGAUUCACGUAUAAUGAUAACAGAUUUUGGAUUUGCAAGUACUCGCAAACCAAACGGAGACAUGUACAUGCAUACAGUUUGUGGUACACCACAGUACAUUGCCCCAGAAAUAGUAGCUCGUCGACCCUAUACGUGUGCCGUGGACAUGUGGGCAGUUGGGGUCAUAUCAUUUAUUCUUCUUUCCGGGACCUUUCCUUUUGAUGCCACACAAGAUUCUAUGAUUUUAAAACUGGUACUGAAAGGAGCCUACACCAUGUCGUCAGAGGUCUGGGAAGAAGUUUCGAACGAAGCCAAAAAUUUUGUACGGUCACUUCUUCGGUGCGAUCCCAGGCAACGUUUAACGGCUGUUCAAGCAUUAAAACACCCGUGGAUUUUGGAAGGGCCCGGUAGCCCGUCCUCGGAUCGUAGGAGGUCUGCCACGCUUUCUACACAAGGCCUUCGCUACACCGCUAGUCAGAAGUCGGGAUCGGGAUGGUCGGUUCAGUCUUUACGUUCCGGACACCGAAGGGUGGGGGUUCACCACCUCGAGGAAUUACAAGCGGACCCCGAAGUCGCAGGAAUGAUAAGGUAAUUCCAGGAGAUUGUACAUACUGUAACUAUCAGACAUUUUAACAGACUGUGAAAAGGAAAAUAAGAAGAGACUUUCUGGUAUGGCUUUACAAGAUGUGAAGAACUGCUUAAAAAAAUUAUAAUUCUCAAUAUUAGAUAACAGAUCACUCACUACGUGUGAAAUGGAGGUUAUCGCUUCUUGUAUAACACCUAUCCAGAGUGAACUUCAUUAAACGAACUUACUCAGAUUAUAAAUUUCCAUAUUUAACCUGUAUUCUCAAACGGUUGUACAAACUACACACGUUACUGGGUGUAAAGUAUUUAUUUUAUCUUGUUGUAUCAAAAAGUACGAUUAAUAUUUCUAAUGUCUCAACAGGAAAGAUGAAAAACAAACAACUUGAAGAUUUUUUAAUAAUGUUAUUUAACUGUUAAUUUCCACAAUAUUAUGAAAGUUGGUUUUAUUUUUUAAGAUCAAUUCUGUACAAGUAACCUUGUAAUAAUUAAGUUGUAGAAACCUAU
Messenger RNA from Limulus polyphemus (Atlantic horseshoe crab), 2078 nucleotides. Its product is annotated as serine/threonine-protein kinase H1 homolog. The record is from RefSeq and is a predicted model, not a curated record. Gene Ontology annotation, molecular function: protein kinase activity; ATP binding. NCBI's taxonomy places the organism in Eukaryota, Metazoa, Arthropoda, Merostomata, Xiphosura, Limulidae. The coding region runs from base 331 to 1581 and encodes 416 amino acids. Gene Ontology annotation, biological process: protein phosphorylation. The transcript is spliced from 3 exons.